CGCUAAUCCAAUUAAUAAUUUCAAGAGGCUAAACUUGGAUUAAUCAGUUAAUUAACAUAUCAUCUCCGUUAGAUGUGGUUUUCAAUUCAAACACCAUUAAUCUAUUCCUUUUGUUUCUUAGAAAAUGUCACUAUGACAUAUUUCACGAAACUUAAAAAAAAAACAAUAUAAUAGACUACUAUAUCAUUAUUUAUUAUAUGAUUAAUUAAAUAAAAAUUUUUUUAAAAAAUAUUAGUUAUUCGAAAUGAUAAAACAUAGAUUUAAUGCACAAAGUUACAUCAAAAAUAUAGAAUAAUAUGUUUUCUGAAACAAAAAAAAAAUGACACAUUAUCAAACAGAAGAAGGACCAUUUAUACCAAAUAAGAAGGCAUGUGGGUUUUGAUUAAUGAACUAGUAAAACAGACCAUCGACAACGAGUACUAGAUUAAUUAACGACAGUUAUACCUAGCUAAUUAGAUUGAUCGCAAAUCCAACGGCCAUCACAUCAUUCAAAUCCAAGAUGUCCCCAAUUGGUACAAUAUCUUCAUCAUGAAAAACCAAAACCGCACAUCGUUUCUACUAACCGAUAGGUACUCUCUCCCGAAUUUCGUUACGUUCUCUUAUCGCACCUAUCCGUUUUCUUGUUCAACGUAAUUCACAUACGUCUAUAGAACGAUGUUAACCUAAGAUCAAAAGAAUUCAAACACAACAUAUAACUUUUCCUUUUUAAUAAAGAACGUAACACUUACGUUUCUAUAAUAAAUAUUCACAUCAAUAAAUUCUCCUCGGAAUCUUGAAAAUAUUAUAUAAUUUACACAAAUUAAAAAUAUUUUUUGGCAGUCUAGCGAAUGUAUUCAAUUAACACAAUAAAAUUAGAGUUUCUACUAACGAAUUUAAAUUUCACUUUUAGUUUAUAGCUUCUAGAAGACUUAAUCUCUAUAAAGCGGCAACACUCUUCUCUCUCACAUCAUCAAUUACUUCUCAACCCUGAACUGAAUCACAAUAUCAUAUUUCUCUUCAACCUUGAAAUCUAUACGACAAUGGAGCUGAUCCCUGAUCUUCCGGAGCCCGUAGCCCGCGAGUGUCUCCUACGCUCCUCCUACCAGCAGUUUCCUCUGAUCGCCUCUGUUUCCAAACUCUGGCGGCGAGAGAUCAGUCUCCCUGAUUUUCUCCGACACCGUAAAGCUUCAGGACAUAGCCAGGAGCUUGUUGUCUUGUCCCAGGCUAGGAUCAAACCGGUUUCAGAACUCGGUUCGGGAAAAACCAUCCCCACUCCCGUGUACCGGAUCUCUGUUCUUGAACCAGGGUCCGGUUUAUGGACCGAGCUGCCUCCGGUUCCCGGUAAAUCCAACGGCUUGCCUCUGUUCUGUAGAUUAGCUUCUGUCGGGACUGAUCUUGUCGUGAUCGGCGGGCUUGACCCGGCCACGUGGCGGACGUCGGAUUCCGUCUUGAUCUUCAGUUUCUUGACUUCCACGUGGCGUAACGGGACGAGCAUGCCGGGUGGACCACGCUCCUUCUUCGCCUGCGCUUCUGAUUCUGAACGGAACGUGUUCGUCGCCGGUGGACACGACGAAGACAAGAACGCGCUGACGUCAGCUCUCGUGUACGACGUGGCAGAAGACAGAUGGGCUUUACUGCCAGACAUGGGCCGUGAGCGAGACGAAUGCAAGGCUAUUUUCCACGCUGGCAAAGUUCACGUUAUAGGUGGUUACACCACGGUGGAGCAAGGGCAGUUUAGUAAAACCGCCGAGUCACUCGACGUCGCGACACGGCGGUGGGGAGCAGAGACUAAAGAUUUUCUCGCUCCGGGGAUGACUACUUGGCCUCCGGUUUGUGCAGCCGGCGGAAACGGGGUGCUCUACGCUUGCUGCCGUCGUGAUCUGAUGGUGAUGAAUGGUGACACGUGGCAGAAAGUUGGGGAUUUACCUGCUGACGUGUGUAAUGUAUCAUACGUGGCGGUAAGGAGGUCCGGGAAGCUGGUCGUGAUCGGUUCGGCUCGGUACGGUGAACCAAGCGUAGUGUACAUUUGGGAUGCGAGUGAUUCUCGAUGGGAGAAACUGGAAACGUGUGAAAAAUAUGAAGGUCACGUUCAAGCUGGUUGUUUCUUGGAGAUAUAACAAGAGGAUGCAAGAUUGGUCGGUUGGUUUCUUUCAGUUCAUGGUGUGACUGUACAAAUAUUCUAUAGAUAUCCAAAAAGGUUCAUAAGCUUGAGUGUUAAUUUGUUGUUGAUUCAUUUUAUAUUUUUGUGCUUCGUUUUGUUAAUAACACAGACGAGUGUCCAAUUUUCAAAUCCAACAAAAAAUGAGACAUAACACAGAGUAACACGACAACGUUGAAUCGUUGAUACUUUUGUCCUUUGAAGCUUCAUCUUUUGUGGAUCAAAAGAAUAAAGUUGGGCAUUUGGGCUUAUUUGGGCCACAUUAAGUUAUUAUGCAAGUUUAUAAAUCUACCGUUAAUCAUUGUUGUGUGAUGUUACCGAAAUUAGCGGUAGAUGAAUUAUAUCCUACUACGACCUUUUUCAAUGCAGAUCGAGAAAAGACUGAUAGAGUGAUAGCUACACUCCGAAGGUACAGAAGCCACACAAGCGUAAGAUGGACAUAAAACCUUCUCACUAUCAUGUGACCUUUCAGACAAUAACGCUGAAGCUCACUCGCCUGUGUUCAAACUUUUUCCGAAUGAUCUUUUUGUUAAUGAGUCUGCUGUACUUACUGAAGCAUGUAUCCACUGUACUAGGUAUAAAGCACACAAAAGCACAAGAGCAAAGACAAACACGAAAGAAAAUAAACUUGAUUGUUGAAUAUCACAAGGUAGCUCUGAUAAAGAAAGUGUAGGGCUAGACAAACGCGAAAGAAAAGGAAAGACUGGUAGCUCUGGUGUAGAUGAUUUAGAGAAUUUUUAAGAGCAAGCCAACAUAUGAAAUCUCGUGUAGAGAGUUAUGGCAUCCAAUGUCUCCGUUGAUGAAUAUCACACUUGUACUUAGGCCAUUUUUAAGGCCGAUGGCAGUUACAAUUGUACUUUUCUGGAUAUCGUAUACGAUAGAACAACAUAUUUAAUA
Messenger RNA from Brassica rapa (field mustard), 3034 nucleotides. Its product is annotated as F-box/kelch-repeat protein At1g15670. Lineage: Eukaryota; Viridiplantae; Streptophyta; Magnoliopsida; Brassicales; Brassicaceae. Gene Ontology annotation, biological process: negative regulation of cytokinin-activated signaling pathway; regulation of phenylpropanoid metabolic process. Gene Ontology annotation, molecular function: protein binding. The record is from RefSeq and is a predicted model, not a curated record.